Messenger RNA from Pistacia vera, 1890 nucleotides. RefSeq names its product probable aminotransferase TAT2. Gene Ontology annotation, biological process: amino acid metabolic process; biosynthetic process. Bases 305 to 1555 code for a protein of 416 amino acids. The transcript is spliced from 10 exons. Gene Ontology annotation, molecular function: transaminase activity; pyridoxal phosphate binding. NCBI's taxonomy places the organism in Eukaryota, Viridiplantae, Streptophyta, Magnoliopsida, Sapindales, Anacardiaceae. The record is from RefSeq and is a predicted model, not a curated record.
AACACAAUCAACAAUUUUGUUUCAAAUCUCUACCAUUUUUGGUGCUUCCUUCAACUCAUAUCAACACUGCCUCUGCCUCAAAAUUCAAGUUCAAUCUCCCAAUUUCCAGAUUCCAAUCCGAUCGAAGAGCGAAUAAUUUCGUCAUAAAAGAGAGUACAACGGAAGCUGCAACGUGGCGGUGGGCGUGCACUUUCUCCAACAUUUAAACUCUCAAAAGCUCGAGAAUUAUAUUCAGAAGCCACAACUUAAUGGGUUUUUAAUUUUUCUUUGUUUUGUUUUUAAAAACUGUCAGUUUGAAACAAACAUGGAAAUUAAUAACGGAACGAUGAAACACGGAGUGGAUACGAAUUCUACAUUACCAUCAAGGGGAUCUGAGUCUUUUAAUGCAGAACAACUGAUGACAGAGACGGUAAGAGAGUUCUCUCUCUGGGUAUGGGUGACCCUUCUGCUUAUUCUUGCUUCCACACUACUCAUGUUGCUCCAGAAGCUGUUAUUGACGCUCUUCAAUCUGAUAAAUCAAUGGCUAUGCCCCCCAUUCUGGUCUUCCCAAACAAGAAGGGCUGUUGCUGAAUAUCUCUCUCGGGAUCUUCCUUACAAGUUAUCAUCGGAAGAUGUAUUUAUCACUUGUGGCUGCACGCAAGCCAUAGAUGUUGCAAUGGCAAUGCUUGCGCGCCCGGGUGCAAAUAUCUUGCUUCCAAGGCCAGGCUUCCCAAUCUACGAACUUAGUGCUGGCUUUAGACAUCUUGAGGUUCGGUAUUUUGAUCUUUUGCCUGAGAAGGGUUGGGAGGUUGAUCUUGAUGCUGUUGAAGCUCUUGCAGAUAAAAACACUGUAGCAGUGGUAGUUAUAAACCCCGGCAAUCCUUGUGGAAAUGUAUAUUCUUACCAACAUUUGAAGAAGAUUGCAGAAACUGCAAACAAGCUAAGAACUCUUGUCAUCGCUGACGAAGUUUAUGGGCACCUUGCUUUUGGGAGUAAGCCAUUUGUGCCAAUGGGAGUUUUUGGCUCGAUUGUUCCCGUUCUUACUCUUGGAUCUUUAUCAAAGAGAUGGAUUGUACCUGGAUGGCGACUUGGUUGGUUCGUGACAAGUGACCCUUGCGGCAUGUUUAGAAAACCGAAGGUUGUUGAGCGUAUUAAGAAGUACUUUGAUCUCCUUGGGGGCCCUGCAACCUUCAUUCAGGCAGCCGUUCCUCGCAUCAUCGAGCAAACUGAUGAGCUUUUCUUCCAGCAAACCAUAAAUAUACUGAAGAAUAGCUCAGAUAUCUGCUAUGAAUGGAUAAAGGAGAUUCCUUGCAUUAGUUGCCCCUACAAACCAGAGGGAUCUAUGGCUGUAAUGGUGAAACUUAAUGUUUCAUUCCUCGACGAUAUCAGUGAUGAUAUCGAUUUCUGUUUCAAGCUGGCAAAAGAGGAAUCUGUGAUCAUUCUUCCUGGAACUGCUGUGGGGCUAAAAGAUUGGCUCCGAAUAACUUUUGCUGCUGAUGAAUACUCCCUCGAGGAAGCGUUAGGCAGGGUAAAAUCUUUCUGUGAAAGGCAUGCCAAGCAAUUGGAAGUAUAUUAGAAAGCUCAAGUUCAGUCAAUAAGAAUGCUAUUAAUCGACCUAUUCUGCAUACUUGCCAUGGCAUAAUUGUUACAAAGAAUAAUAUUAUUUAUCCAGUGGGUUCAUUUAUGUUGUUAUAUUUAUUGGGUUGUAAAUAAUAUUUACAACAAAAAUCAAUCACUACCAAAGCUGAUAUUUAUCCAGCAAAAUUUACUUUCAACUUUCAAAUUGUUUUCAGAGCAAUAGAUGUAAUAGCUUUCUGAAUGUUGUCUUAUUUGUUGUAUGUAGCUUUGUGAAAGAACAAUAAAAGGGGUUGGUUCUCAAUCAUGAACCAAUUAUCUUACUAUUAUAUUAAA